Messenger RNA from Camarhynchus parvulus, 2291 nucleotides. RefSeq names its product mitochondrial transcription termination factor 2 (gene MTERF2). Bases 453 to 1649 code for a protein of 398 amino acids. Gene Ontology annotation, molecular function: double-stranded DNA binding. NCBI's taxonomy places the organism in Eukaryota, Metazoa, Chordata, Aves, Passeriformes, Thraupidae. Gene Ontology annotation, biological process: termination of mitochondrial transcription; regulation of DNA-templated transcription. The record is from RefSeq and is a predicted model, not a curated record. The transcript has 2 exons. Gene Ontology annotation, cellular component: mitochondrial matrix.
ACUUUUUGAAGCAUGCUAUACUUAGGAAGAGGCAAAAGCAGCUGUCCAAAUGUUGUCAUUUUCAGUUUGAGCAGUUUUAAGCAUGUUACCAGCAGCAGCUAUUUGCAGGAGUAUUGCAGAGAUCAGCAGUUCUCCCUUCCACAGUCGGUACUUCCAAAGGGUUGUUAUGAAAACACCCCCCAGGAAGUUAAAGAUACACUUAAUGAUAUCUUUGUUUGACUGCUGUGCCUCCUUUGCCCCUGCAGAGCGGGUGACAGUGCAUGUGGUAUUGGUGAUAACUGGGCAGCCAGUUUGAGCAAAGGUGAGGUGUGGGGUUGGCCCUGUGGACUCCAGCACAGCCACACACCUAUUCCACAAGGACUCUGCCUACAGAAGAGCCGUGGAGGCAGAAGUAAGGCAUUAGUGCAAGCAGCAGCUGUAGCAAAGUAGGUGUCGGAAGAGGACUGACUUCCAUGAUGCUGAGAGGAGUUGCUCACGGUGCAAAAGAAACAUUCACUCUUCUGUUGACAAGAUAUCUGAGCUCUAACACGGGACUAAAGUUUUCAUCAGCAUGGCCUGAUGUAGCAAACAGAACCUUCCUAAUACAUUCCAAUUACACAACUGAUACCAAGUCAAGAGAGGAAAAUAAAAAAACCCUCGAGAAUCUCUACAGUUUGUCAGUUGACAUCACGAAGAUACGCAGACUGAAGGAAUGGGUUCUUCUCCAGGAUGUGGCCUAUGUUAAAGAAAUUGCUGGUAUCUUACAGGAAAUGGGAGCAGAUGAGAGCACUGUAGCCAGCAUUAUAGAACGCUGCCCCGAGGCAAUUCUCCACACCCCAGCAGAGAUAAACUCUCAAAGAGCUUUAUGGCAAUUAGUAUGCCAGAAUGAAAAACAGCUAAUUAAAUUAAUAGAGCAAUUUCCAGAGUCUUUUUUUACUACUGAGUAUCAGCAGAACCAGAAGGCAAACAUACUGUUUUUUCAAGAGCUGGGACUUAAAAAUAAUAUAAUCACCAGGUUCUUGACAAGUGCACCCAAUAUUUUCUACAACCCUGUUAAGAAAAACAAAAACAUGAUAGAGACAUUACAAAGAAAUUAUUUAAAUUUAGGGGGCUCUGAAGCAAAUAUGAAGAUCUGGAUACUAAAGCUAUUGAGCCAAAAUCCAUUUAUUUUAUUAAAUACUUCCACUGCAAUCCAGGAGAACUUGGAAUUUCUCCAAAAGAAUUAUUUCACUGACCAGGAAGUUCUACAGCUGCUGUCCAAACUUAAAGGCUUCAUUUUUCAACUUAAUUCUAUCACUAUGCAGAAGAGUAUGCUUUUCUCCAAAAACAUCUUCAAGUGCAGUGAUCAAGAACUAAAACAACUAGUGCUGAAAUGCCCAGCCCUUCUCUACUAUUCUGUCACAGUUCUGGAAGAAAGACUUGAAGGACUACUGAAGGAAGGAAUUUCUAUAGCACAGAUAAGAGAGACACCAAUGGUGCUGGAAUUGACAACACAAAUUGUUCAGUAUCGAAUUAAAAAGCUCUCUGCGUUAGGAUAUGAUAUAAAGAGUGGAAAUCUAGAAAGCUUGAAUGGUACUAAAAAAGAUUUUGAAGUCACUUAUGGUAAGAUACAAUCAAAGAAGGAGAGACCCAUUUUUAAUCCUGUUGCUCCUAUACACAUUGAAGAUUAAUGUGAACACUGUACUUCAAGUUAUGCAAAAGCAAAUUAAAAGGCAAGUUGAUUAUUUGAGAAGAGAUGGAGCAAAAGCAAUCUUAAUCAAGACUGUAGUCUUACACUGUACUUUGUUCAGGAGGGGGUCUUAGGUACAACUUCAUUAUACAAUCAUAGUAUUGUAAGACUUUAAAAUAUCAUCAUAGAAGUUACAGUUAUGAUAAAGGUUGCCUUUUUCUAAGAGUACCUCAGAUGUGACAUUUUCUUACCUGACAGGGCAUUAACUGCCUUGGAUUUCCAGCUCUGUCACUGCACAGUCCAGCCUGUGGUAGUGAUUUGCAAAAUUUUUAUCUGAGGAAGACAAAAGGAGGAUUAUUUUUCCAGUGGUGGUCAUCAAUCGGCUGGUUCGCUGUCUUCAGGAAAUGCCCUUGGAGUUCUUUUCCUUAUUGCUGAAGUAGCUCUAGCUCCUGGAUCCUGACCUGCAACAGACUCAAUUUCUUGGACAGCAAAGCCCUGUCCUGAGAACAGGGGCUGGACAUAAUAUCUUUUUAUUAACUGAGACCCUAGUAUCUUUGUGUACAAACCAUAAUGCAAAGAAACUACAAGAUGAUAACAUUUAUAUUUCUGAGACUUCAAAAUUUACUUAUUUUUUCAAAUGGUG